GUCGAGCGUCUGGAUUGAGGUUAAAUGACUUGCUUUAGAGCCAUGUAUCAACCAAUUAGGCGAGGAGCGCAACCACCAGCGCGGCUACAACAGUUGCACUUCCCAUGCAUCCCCCCCAUUGAGAUAACCAGUUUCCGAAGGUCAGCUAAAAUGCGAUAGACGGAAGCAAGCCUAAACCAUGAGUGUAGACUCAAGCCUGUUAGGCGUCGCCUUGAUCGUGCGGUCCAAAGACGGUCCCCGCUUCAUCUUCCAUUACCCUCCACGUCUAAAGCCCAAUGAACGUACCAUCCGGCCUCCUUACGGCACGGAGCUCGACCCCACCGCGCCAGAAGACGCCGAUGACAUCGAGCCCGAUGCAGACGAUGAGCUUGAUGAUCGGGAUUACUCUCUGUACAACAGCCUCGAAGGGCUGGGGCUUGGUAAGAAAUCACGUCACGUGAACCCGUGGGAAGGAGACGACCAUUUCGAGCUCCCAGAUGGACAGCAUGUGGUGCCUUGGGAAUAUCUGGAUUCUUUCCAUACGAAGGAUUUGGCGAGCAUUUUGACGCCGGCAAGGGCGUUUCAUAAGAGGUGUUUUGAGUUGACGCUUGAUCCGCUGACGUUUGUGACGUAUCCCAUGCAUAUCCGUGAGGAUGGGCGAUGGAAGAAGAAGAAGAGGGAGAAGAGGAGCCGUAGGCGGAAGGAGGAAGAGGAGAGACAGGAGAAUGGGUCUAUUGCCGAUGAUACGGCUAUAUCGGAAAGCCCAGCUGAGACGUCCGGGGUGGAGGACGACGCGAGAAACGUCAGGAAGCCGAAAGGGACAUCUUUCGCGUCUGACGACACUAAUGAUGGCGGGAUGACUAUGUUCAAUUUGGUGUUUAUUAUGAAUCCGAAGACGACAGAGGCUCCGAUGAGGGUUUCGGAUAUGUUUGAACAUGUGGCGAAGGAUAUCAACAAGGCCCUGAGAUAUGCCCAGAACUACAGUAAUUACGUCUGGAAGGAAUCAGAGCGUAUAUUGAACUUGAAAGAGAAGGCAAAGGAAGAACGUCGUCCAAUGAGCACUCUCUGGGACACUAUUUUACGGAAGUCUUCGCUGGCGCAAACGAUGAAAACUAUCUACACGUCAAUAUCCAACAAUAGUAUUGCUGUCGUCCAGCUGCUCAGCGAUCCACCCGUGCGGCUCUCUGUUCAGAUACCCAAACCAUACUUUCUGUCAAUGCUGCCCGAGUUUGACGAGCCUUCCAUGCCAGGCUUGUGGAUCACGACUGCCAACUUCUUUGGCGACCAGGAAAAUGAGGACGAGACCUCACUUCUCUCCAAGCACUUUGCUCUUCUACUCCUCGAUGACGAGGACAAAAUCAUUGCAGAUAUCCAAAGCGAUGGCGGUGAGCUCACCGGGCCGCUACUCGAAUACCUCAAGAUCGUGAGGCCUACUCUCUCAUUCCACCAAACAGCACAGCAGCAUGCAAUCUCUCUGAAUGAUAUUCGCAUUCUCGCCCAGCAUCUCAUCUACCACCGUCGCGCCAUUGCAGUUCCUCCGCUCCAUCCACGAGACACCUACAUCCUGUCUCCUAAUUGCCCCAUGGCGUCUCUCCCUCAAUUUUGUGCCCUCUGGUCACAGAAGUUCCCUCUCGCACCGCCUUUACCUACCUUCUUGAGCGCCCUCAGCCAUGCCCCGAGACCCUACAAAACCUUUAUACCCACCAAAACACAUAGGCCAAUAUAUACGGCGAUGCUUGCCUUCCUUCUUCGCCACGGAUGGGCAACUCAACUCCGCACGUUUGCCUGGAUUAUCGCGUGGCCGGAGAUCAAAUAUGAAGUGCAACAUGCCCUUGACGGCGCCGCUAUUCGAGACGCACAUGCUGAAGCAAUGGAAGAACCCAAAGAAGAUUCUACCGCGGCUAUCCCUAAGACUCCAACGCCAGCUACACCAUUACCCACCUAUCCGCAUGCACAGGCAGCACCGUCAACGCCGCCAAUAAAUUCCGAGGCAACUGCGGAGAAGGCUCGCGUAAGGAGGCUUAGAGAUAAGGCCGUCCAGGAUCUUGCUGAUUUCAAUGCGAAACCAAAGCCAGAGGCGACGAAAAAUCCAAGUCUGAAUACGGCACAGCAUUUGGUGAGGAUACAGCCACAGCUUAUCCUGGAUCCGAUGAGAGCUGAACACGUGGAUUCUAUGUACCUAUCUGCUAUCGCAAAUCGUCUAGAGGGUGGCGGGCCGGAGGAUGAAUCCAAAGGCGCUGGGGCCGGCAGGACUGGCACAACUGCCGCAACUGGGCCGGUUGGUAAAUCUGCAGUUGUUACUGGGAGCUUAGCACAGUCCGUUGGUGCUUUGGGGACAUUGCCUAAGUUUGGAGGUAUUGGGGCUGAUGGUAGCGGUAUCGGCGGCCUUAAGAAAGAUAAGAAGCGCUUUUUGAAAUGGGCUAAGUAUUUUGAUGGCAGGACGAGUAUUGAGCGCAUCGCGCUGUUGGAGGGGGUUCAGAGGAAAGAAGUGUGGGCGCAGGUCGCGGCCUGGGAUGAGUAUUUACUGGUGGUUAAGCAUUGGUGAUCUUAUAGAUCAGAGGAGGGAUCAAGGAAGAACGAUCAUAGCAACUAUGCUAUAAACGAGCCCUCUGAAUCUCUACGAACUAUGAUAGCCAUAUUAUAUGGAAACUUAAAAAUACGUAUAUCAGGAUUUAAUUAUGUUCAAUGUGAUAGAGA
Messenger RNA from Pseudogymnoascus verrucosus, 2676 nucleotides. RefSeq names its product Nitrogen permease regulator 3 (gene NPR3). Lineage: Eukaryota; Fungi; Ascomycota; Leotiomycetes; Thelebolales; Thelebolaceae. The transcript has a single exon. Gene Ontology annotation, cellular component: GATOR1 complex. Bases 179 to 2524 code for a protein of 781 amino acids. Gene Ontology annotation, biological process: cellular response to amino acid starvation; negative regulation of TORC1 signaling; positive regulation of autophagy. The record is from RefSeq and is a predicted model, not a curated record.